This is a messenger RNA of Aspergillus tanneri, 885 nucleotides long. RefSeq lists its product as uncharacterized. The record is from RefSeq and is a predicted model, not a curated record. The coding region runs from base 1 to 885 and encodes 294 amino acids. The transcript has a single exon. Lineage: Eukaryota; Fungi; Ascomycota; Eurotiomycetes; Eurotiales; Aspergillaceae.
AUGUUGCAGUCUUCCCAUUCGGACAAACCAUCGGAUUUAGGUGAGCUGAAAGAAAGCUCACCUGCUGACCAGAGACAAUAUUCCACAAUUGCCCCAAAUACUAAAUACACUGGGAGAAGAAUCAGUCAGACUCCUACCAGCAGCUCUGGGCAGACCCAAAUGCAAUCCAUGACUGGUGCCAGCGCUAUCGGUCAUGCCCAGACUCCGGACCAAGACACCAUGAAUUUUCUAGCUAGUGCUGGUAAGUCUCCGCCAUCAAGCAGCGGAGACGAUAGACCAGAUGAUGUUGAGGUGUUCUUGAAUCCUGAUGCUACACUAAUGUCUACUGGUGUUGCCAGUUUCUCUUCUCCGGAGACUUUGUUGAAUCUCCCUUCUCCUGAUUUCGAGUCUUCCAGCAAUAACGCCCCAAGCCGUCAGUCUCAGCCGAAUAUUUCGAGUGAUACCCAGGUGGACGAAACGCAGAUGAUAGGACUCGGCACGUCAGGUAUCGAGAAAUCGGAGCAUCAACCAGGCAUCAUCAUUGACAGAACCGGCUACAUGCAUGUCAUGACCGUGGAGGAAGAAACUGAACGUAACAAGCAGCUGCAACAGGCUGUAAUGGCGAAAAUGAAAUCUGUUCCAGCCAGCCCCGAGUCUUUAAAUGCACAGAAUGCCCAACCAAAUAAGAACAUGGCCAAAAGACCCUGCACAUCCGAUAAACGCCCGCAAUCCGUCGCAUCCCGUCUACAGUCAUCAUGGUCUUCCAAAACUGGGGGAACACUGUCUAAAUGGAAAUGCCGUUCUGAAGUGCCAACAAACAGCCAGUCCCAAAGACCGACCUUGUUCCAAAAGAUUGCUAGAUUUUUUGGGGAACGACGCAUUCAGGAGAGAGCAUGGGCUUAUUAA